GCACCCCUACGAUGCGCCGCGCGCCAUGCCGCCGUUCGCCCCCGACGAUCCCUAUGCUCGCCUGCCCGGCCCUCCGGGGCCACCGCCGGGCGCGGAUCGCUACAGGCGGCCGUCAGCCUAUGACAUGCUGCCAGGUGGCGGCGGUCCCCCGCCUCCGCCUAUGUACCCGCCGCACUACCCGCCCGGCGACGGGCCUCCCCGCAGGCCACCGCCAGCUGACGGGCCGCUGACCUACAAGCAGUUCAUUGCUGACCUGGAUGAUGACGUGUCACCUGCUGACGCCGAGAAGAGGUAUCUGGACUACAAGACAAAGUUCGUCGCGGCACAGAAAAAGGCCUUCUUUCACGACCACAGGAACGACGAGUGGCUACGAGCGCUCUACGACCCGGCUCGCCUUGAGAGCCUGGUGGACAGCUGGAGAGCAAGCAGUUGCUUGAAAGCCUGCAGCGCGGUGAUGCCGACCUGUCAGUGCCGCAUCCCCUCACUCACUGCCUCAUCACUUCUCUCCUCUCUCCCUCGCACACCUUUUCACGCCCUCUUGCUCUCCCUCUUUCCCUGCUCCUCAUGCCUUUCCUUCUCGUUGCACUCCUCCCUCCCGCCCGCCCUCAAUGCGCCACUUCCUUCUCGCCUCGUUUCUCCCGUCUCAUGCCGUCACCUCACCCCACCCCAUGCCCUGCCUUCCCUCUCCACCCCAUGCCCUGCCUUCCCUCUCCACCCCUCACCUUCUCCAUCCCCGCCUCCAAACCACUCCUCUCCGCCACCCACCAGCGGCCCCUAUGCGGAUCCACGUGACCCGCUAGCAGCCACGGACGCGCGGCGCCGCAGCGCCUCCUUCCGCCCGUCGCUGGCGCACGACGCUGCCACGGCCACCGCCUCUGCGCCACGCAUCCCGGCGGGGGCGGGGCAGGCGGCGCGCGUGGCACACGACCUGGAGAGGGCGCGGGCGCUGGUGGGCAAGCUGGACGCGGAGAAGGGGCUGUGGGGCGCGCAGGGGGGCGCGGAGGGGGGCAACUUCCUGGUGGGGGAGAACCAGGCGGGCGCGGAGGACGAGGUGGUGAAGAUCCGCGUGCCCGCAGGGGAGGGCGGGGGGGAGGCGCGGUGGCUGGCGGGCGUGGCGCUGCUGGACGCGGUACUGACGUACCUGUGGCGCGUGCACGGGGCCGACUACUACGGCGGCACGGAGCUGCGCGGGCUGCCCAAGGGGCUGAGGCACGUGCGCGCGGAUGAGGGCGGGGAGGGCAAGGGGGAGGGCGCAGGGGGAGGGGAAGCUGGGGAGGGGUUCGAAGCUUGGGCGCGGCGGGUGGAUGAGAAGUGGAGGGUGCGCGUGGGGGCGGAGGGCGAGGACCCGGUGGUGGCGCUGGUGGGCAAGGCGCGUGUGGAGGCGCGCAUGGGGGGCGCGAUGGAGGGCAUGGUUCGGAAGAUCAAGGACGACAAGUACGGGUGGAAGUACGGCUGCUCCGCGCCCGGGUGCUCGAAGCUGUUCCACGGGCCUGAGUUCGUGAUCAAGCACCUCAAGCUCAAGCACCCCGAGCAGGUGGCGGAGCAGACGAACCGAGUCAAGGAGGAGGUGUAUGAGGAGAACUACAUGCGCGACCCCAACGCCCCUGUCAGGGGAAGGGAGGACAGGGAGAGAGACAGAGAGAGGGAGAGGGAGCGGGAGAGGGGAGGGCACGGGCACUCGCCGGUGCCCAUGUCGGCCCGUCUGGGUGCGCGACUGCCCCCCCCGCCCGACCCCUUUGCUUUCCCCCCCGACCGCUUCGACCGCCCCCCGCCCUUUGACCGCCCUGCUGGCGGCCCCCCUCCCCCCAUGGGCGCUCUCCCCCCUGACGCUGGGGAGCCCUUUCCAGGGGAGCGGGGCGGGCGGUACGAGGGGGAUGUGUUUGACCGUCGCGGGGGCAGGGGGCGGGGGGGCGAGGGGGAGAGGUAUGAGAGGAGGGGGCGGGAGGAGGGGCCGGAGGGGAUGGAGAGGUUUGAAGGGGGCGGGGGAGGGGAGUUCAUGGGGCCGGGGGGAGGCGGGGGGAUGUUUGAGGAGAGGGGGCCGCCCAUGGACGGACCCCCCCCGCCCAUGCUCAUGGCCGGCCCGGGCGGGCCUCUGGACGGGCCGCCCGUGUUUGACGUCUUUGACGGCCCGCCGCCCCCGCUGCCGCCCUUUGGGCCGCCCAUGCCGCCGCACAUGGGACAAGUCCCGCCGGGCGGCCCAGGAGGGCCGUUUGGUGGGCCGCUGCCACCCGUGCUCAUCCCCGUGCCCGGUGCUGGCCCCCUAGGCCCGUUCCUGCCGGCCCCGCCAGACCUGGCGGCGCGCAUACUGAGGGACCCCUCCUUCCGCCCACCGCCGUCACUCUUUGAUGGCUUCGACGGCCCACCGCCCCUGCCGCUCUUCGACGGGCCGCCCCUGGACCUGCCCCCUGAUGCGCCCCUCCCCCCCACCUCUGCGCCCGGCCCUGCUCCUGGCGGCGAGGAGGGGCGCUCCCCACCUCCCUCGUCAGGGGGCGGGGGAGGGGCACGCGGGGAGGCAGCACGGGGGAGAGCAGGGGCAGGAGGGAGGGACGGGGGAGGGGGGAGGGCAAGAGGGGGACGGGAGGGCCCGUAUGGCAGUCCGGGGAGGUUUGGGGGGAUGGGCAUGGGGAUGCGAGGCAUGGGCAUGGGCAUGGGCGGGAUGGGGAUGGGCAUGGGCAUGGGGCCGAUGGGAAUGAUGCCCAUGAUGGGCGGGCCGCCUCAUGACCCCCGCGGCAUGCGCAGCUAUCGCGACUUGGAUGCACCGGAUGACGAGGUCACUGUCAUCGAUUACCGCAGCCUCUGA
Messenger RNA from Closterium sp. NIES-65, 2800 nucleotides. The record is from the annotation of a GenBank genome assembly. NCBI's taxonomy places the organism in Eukaryota, Viridiplantae, Streptophyta, Zygnematophyceae, Desmidiales, Closteriaceae.